Messenger RNA from Cavenderia fasciculata, 2145 nucleotides. RefSeq lists its product as uncharacterized. The transcript has 4 exons. The coding region runs from base 1 to 2145 and encodes 714 amino acids. The record is from RefSeq and is a predicted model, not a curated record. Lineage: Eukaryota; Evosea; Eumycetozoa; Acytosteliales; Cavenderiaceae.
AUGAAUCAAGUGAUUUCAUGGUUAAUCUAUCUUGUUUCUCCAAGGAAAAGAUUACCUACCACUGAUUACAUAUCUAGAAACACAAAUCUACUUCGAAAGGCAACACUUGACGCAUUGUAUCAAGUAUUCAAGACAACUGUGACAUUAUCGAUUUGGAAGGACACUAUAUCAGACCAAGUCAAACAAAAAAUCAAGGAAGAGUUACUCGCAGAUCUAAACAGGGACAACAAGAAUGAUCAAACAUUUUUGAAUGUUAGAAUUGCUUCUAGUGUUGCAAAGUUAAUCAAAGAAAAUGGUGGAGAAUGGAAUGAAUUGGAUACAUUUAAAAACGACUCGUCACUAGAGAAUGAUGCUGCCUAUUUGUUGUCAGAGAUAUCAAAGUUUGGUGAUCGUCGUGAUGUUGAUGAAAUAUCAAAGGUAAAUGCCACAAGAAAGAAGCAGAGAAAGCCAGUUCGAUCAUGUGAUGCAGUACUGGAAUCUAUGAAAAUGGAAUAUAACCUUGGAUCGGCCGAUAUGCAAGCAACAACAACAUCAUCAUCGACAACGACAAUACAAGGAAAGAAAAAAGAUGAAACCAUGCUUGUUAAUCUAUUGAAACUGGAUGAUUACUCUAGAAAUCAAAUUCCAAGUCAUGAUAUCAUACAUUUGGUAUUGUCUCUACUAGACUCCAAACCAAUUCAAGAUUUAAGUGAUACCAUUUUAGUGAAUAUACAAUCUUUAAUUACCCAAUAUAAUAAUUUGGAUUGCACUAAAUUGGUCACUCCUUUGGUUCAAUUAUUUAAACCUCCUCAUUUUGAGACAAGUGGAAAAUUAUCACAAGGAUAUCAAACAGCUCUCAAUAUAAUCAGACUCGCUUGCUCAAAGAUUGAUGAAAAGAAUAUUGUUUCAGAUGCCAUUUGUCAAUUGUUUGAAUUCACAAUAUUAGAAAACCAAAGUCACUUUAGUGUUAUCGACAUGAAAGAUCUUGUCCAAUAUGCAGCUGGAGAUUCAUUAUCAAUCUACCUACCACAUUUUACAAAGUAUAUUUACUCCAUUUUGGAUGAUCCAAAUAGACGUCUCAACGAAAAAGAUCAAGAUGACAAGGACAAAGAAUAUGACGGUUCUGAAGAGGAAGAUGAAGAAGAAGAUGAAGACGAGGAAAUAGACGAAGACGAAGAAUAUGACGGUUCUGAAGAGGAAGAAGAAGAUCAAGUUGAAAGAAUAGACCCAAAAAAUCAAAACUGCUUCUCGUUGUUGGAUGCGAUUAUCAAAGUAGUGCCACCAAAGGCUAUUUGUCCAUACGCCAAAACUCUAGCCACCUCUAUUUCCAAACAUGAAAAUAUCUCAUCGCUCUCUAUUAUUCCACAACUAUUAUCUGUGUUGUGUAACAAGGAAAGUGGGGAGGAUGGAACAUCAGUAGCAUUGGAAAUAUUUGAAAUGUUUGAACUUCAAAUCUUUAAAAAGAUUGAACAAAUUCAAAACAAUGGUGACGAUGGUGUUGGUAAUAGACAAGUUUCCCUCUUUAUCAAUUUAUCAACGUCGCUUUGUAAACUCAUCCGAUCAAUGGGUGCCAACAAGAUGAAUGACAGUCUAAUUAUGCGUAGUUAUAGUGAUGCAUUUUAUACUUUUGGUCAUUUACAAUUACUUCUCCACAACUAUACCUAUGGUGAAGUUGAUGAUGAUGAUAAUGGUCAAAAUGAAAUCAAAAGAAUUCAAUUACUUGGUGUAUCAAGUGGAAUGGUCUGCACAUUGAUUGGAAUAUUGGAGGAAAAUGAAAACCUGACUAAACUAUCAAAGAGUAUUGGAGAGUCACUAUUCUCGGACAUCCAAGAUUGGGAAACCGAACAAGACGAGGGAUACGAGACAAAACUAUUAUUUUAUGCACCGUUACUUGUAGCAUUAAAGAAAUACACUAAAGGCAUAGUCGUUGAAGAAUUGGAUGAUAGUUGGAUUGAUAUUAAAUUCCUUGGUUUCAUGUUGGGAGAUGUCAUCGAGAUGUUUGAACAAUUUGACCAGAAACUUUAUUCAAAGUUGCACUCUUUCACUAAAAUGAUCAUUCAAUUCUGCCACAAAUACAUUUCAUUUAUUCCUUUGACCAAUCGAAAACAAAAACAUAUCAACCAAGUAAACCAACAAAUUGAAACCAUCAAAACAUUUAUUAAAUAA